GAUAUCGUCGAUCGCGUGCAGCAGUAUCCAAGCGCGAUGUGGAUGAGGACAGCCACCACAAAAUGGAGAGUUCUAAUGAAUCGGUAUCAUCAGACGACACUAGUGAAACAGCCACUUCCGAAGAAUCAUCCCCAUCUGAUUCAUCCGAAAGCGACUUUUUUGAGGACUGGAACAAACGGCGUCCCAGCAGGCGACCGAGGAAAUGCCAACCGAAAACCCCCAAGAAGCCCCCUCCGAGAACCGAAGCAUGUUCUGCAAUGCGAAUAGCCAAACCACCUAACAGUCUGUUACCCAAACGCACAUUUAGUGUGCCUGCAAGAAAACACACUGCAGUCAUGACCUCUGCAAAUACCGCUGUUGUUGGUGAAAGUCUACCUGGUCGGGAACAGGAAUUCGACAGUAUCUACACUUUCAUCAGUGGUAAACUUCUUCAAGGCACUGGUGGGUGUAUGUAUAUUUCCGGUUUGCCAGGUACUGGCAAAACGGCUUCGGUUAACGCAGUCCUAGCAGCGAUGACUGACGUCCGUGAUCAACGUGCGACUUUUCAGAAAAUAACGGUCAACGGUAUGCAAGUGAAUGAUCCAAAACAAGUUUACGCACAAAUACUGCAGCAACUCACUGGACAGUUGCUUCCUGCCAAACAAGCCGCCCAGCAGUUAGAACGGGAAUUCUGUUCCUCUGGUUUGAGACAGUCACAUCGAGAAAAGAGCAAUCUACCACCAGUGGUCCUUGUGAUCGAUGAGUUGGAUCUGCUUUGCACCCGUCGCCAAGACGUGCUGUAUAACUUGUUCGAUUGGCCAACACGUCCUCGUGGGCGGCGCUCACUCAUUGUUUUGGCGAUUGCCAACACUAUGGACUUGCCCGAACGACUGCUGCACCCUCGGGUUGCCAGUCGCCUCGGUCUCACACGCCUCACCUUUGCGCCCUAUUCCCACGAGCAGUUAGUGCACAUUGUUCAGUCUCGCCUAAUCGGUAGCGGAUCGAGUUCGUUUCAGGAAAAAGCCUUAGAACUGGCGGCGCGGAAGGUCGCUGCUGUGUCGGGUGAUGUACGCCGUGCGCUAGACAUCUGUCGACGUGCCGCUGAAAUGGUUCCCCAGUCAAAAUCGAAAAAGGAGAUUGGAAUUGAACAUAUCAAUGCAGCUCUCAAGGAAAUGUUCACCACACCAAAGCUGUGUGCAAUCCAGGCCUGUUCCCUUUACGAGAAGCUGUUUCUGCGGGCCCUCAUCGCUGAGUUUCAGGCGCGUUCGACAGAGGAGGCCCGAUUGGACCGCUGCAUUCUUCAGAUGUGUGCUCUUUGUCGUCUAGAGGGUUUCCCGUGCCCCACGACUUCCGAGGUGUUCGACAUCUGUUCAAGCCUCGGUGCUCACAAACUGCUCCUCACAGAACCCUCAAGACGAGACACCUCAAUGCUAGUUCGCCUGAACUGCAGCAAAUCGGACGUACUUUUUGCGCUCAAGCCACGCAGCAGCGCUUGAUCGUUUUUAUACUCCCCGGUUGUUCCAUCCGAAUGCAUUUUCUUUACUCCCAACGCACUUUGCUCAGAUUUUGUAGCAGUAUUUUUGUACUACCUGUUUAUGAUGUCGUAUUUGAACAAUACAGAUCUUCAAUAGCUGUCGAAGAGAAC
Messenger RNA from Opisthorchis viverrini, 1624 nucleotides. RefSeq lists its product as hypothetical. Gene Ontology annotation, molecular function: DNA replication origin binding; ATP hydrolysis activity. The record is from RefSeq and is a predicted model, not a curated record. Gene Ontology annotation, cellular component: nuclear origin of replication recognition complex. NCBI's taxonomy places the organism in Eukaryota, Metazoa, Platyhelminthes, Trematoda, Opisthorchiida, Opisthorchiidae. Bases 63 to 1475 code for a protein of 470 amino acids. Gene Ontology annotation, biological process: DNA replication initiation; mitotic DNA replication checkpoint signaling. The transcript has 8 exons.